Molecule: messenger RNA, 2133 nt
Organism: Spea bombifrons (plains spadefoot toad)
Lineage: Eukaryota; Metazoa; Chordata; Amphibia; Anura; Pelobatidae
Gene: CDK10
Product: cyclin dependent kinase 10
Exons: 13
Coding region: 390-1466 (358 amino acids)
Biological process (GO): protein phosphorylation; regulation of mitotic cell cycle
Cellular component (GO): nucleus
Molecular function (GO): ATP binding; cyclin-dependent protein serine/threonine kinase activity
Source: RefSeq, a predicted model, not a curated record
UCACGUGACUAAGCGUGUCGCUUUCUCUAGGCGUCAAUGGCCAUUCAUUAAAGAUAUACUCAUUGCGUAAUAUUUUAGUGUUUUGGUAAACGUUUAACUUUGACGUCAUAUAUAACUCGCACAGCGGUUUAAUGUUAUUAUAUUUAAUAAUAUUGUUAAAGCCCACGGUCCGCCCGUGAAGUUGGUGUGAGGGUCCCCACGGAGAUUCUUAUAGGAGGCACAAUAAUAAAAACUCUUUACAAAAGUCUGGACCCCGGUUCAGGUGCGCCGCGUCCGGCUGGGAACAGAACACCUUCGGAGGCCUGCGCCACCUGAAGAGGCCUGGAAGCCGCGGCCUUUCCUGCACGGGCACCCCUCAGAGCCGCGGGCACUCCUGCUGCACAGAGCCGAUGGCUGAGCCGGAACUGGAGCAAAUCCGCCUAAAGAGCGUCCGGGAGGAGACGUUUCUGCCGGUACCGGAGGAGGACAGACUUGGAAGGUGCCGAAGCGUGAAGGAGUUUGAGAAAUUGAAUCGCAUCGGAGAGGGGACGUACGGUAUAGUAUAUCGAGCCAGAGACACGAGAAACAAUGAAAUUGUUGCCCUGAAGAAGGUGAGAAUGGACAAAGAGAAGGAUGGCAUCCCGAUCAGCAGCCUGAGGGAGAUCACGCUGCUCCUAAAACUUCGACACCCCAACAUAGUGGAGUUGAAGGAGGUGGUUGUUGGGAAUCACCUUGAAAGCAUAUUCCUGGUCAUGGGUUAUUGUGAACAGGAUCUGGCAAGUCUUCUGGAAAAUAUGCAAACGCCAUUUUCCGAAGCCCAGGUGAAAUGUAUCUGCUUUCAGCUUCUCACAGGACUUCAGUACCUCCAUGAGAACUUCAUAGUGCACAGAGACCUAAAGGUGUCAAACCUGCUCAUGACCGACAAAGGGUGUGUGAAGAUCGCUGACUUUGGCCUUGCCCGUGCGUUUAGCGUUCCUCCGAAGCAGAUGACUCCUAAAGUGGUGACGCUUUGGUAUCGUGCCCCAGAGCUGCUGCUGGGAACCACAACACAGACAACAGCCAUAGACACGUGGGCGGUGGGCUGUAUCCUGGCUGAGCUUCUGGCACACAAGCCGUUACUACCCGGCACAUCCGAAAUCCAGCAGAUCGAUCUCAUCAUACAGCUGCUAGGAACUCCGAAUGAAACCAUCUGGCCUGGCUUCUCCAAGCUGCCCCUGGUGGGUCAGUACACAGUGCGCAAGCAGCCAUACAAUAACCUGAAACACAAGUUUCCUUGGCUCUCUGAAGCUGGCCUGCGGCUCCUCAACUUUCUCUUCAUGUAUGAUCCCAAAAAGAGGGCAACAGCUGAGGACAGCCUGGCAAGUUCAUAUUUCAAGGAAAAGCCUUUGCCCUGUGAGCCCCAGCUGAUGCCAACGUUUCCACACCACCGCAACAAGAGGGUGAGCAGCGGAGGGUCUGAAAACCUGAGCAAGCGCUGCAAGCAAUGAUUUCUUGUGGAUUUCUGUCAACGUGCAGAUCGUUUUGUGGACAAUGAACUUAUAGGGACAACGGUAUUUACUGAUGCAGCCCCUUGUUUGCAUUCUACUACAGAUGACUGUAAUAGAUUUCCUUGUUGUGGGGUUGGCGGGGCUGCCUGCCAGAUGAGUGUCCACUCUUUGCGUAAGACAAGCAAGGUUACAAGGAAAGAGUACGAGUUGGAAGUGGAAGAUAGUGCUGCUGCUGGACAGUACACUCAAGCAAUCUCUCACUUUUGAGAUUGGAGGAAAACAUUGACUGAUAUCCUACUCCAGCACCAUCACUCACUAGUGCUGCAGGGCAAACGACAGACAUGUCUUCAUUGUGACGGCUAUUUAUUUUUGUGUAUGGAUAUGAUUUUAAAUACCACUGCUUUUUCAUCACUUUAUCCUAAGAACAAUAUAAUUUAAGGAAGCCAACCAAGUACAUGCCUUAUUCUCUUGCUCUCUUUAAUCGCUGGUAGAGAAAGUACAACGUAAAAUACAAUGUAAUAAUGUACUUGUUCGCUUAUUGAAUUAAAAUCUACCUUUGCAAUGAAUUAAGCAAAUAUCAGAACCUCUCGACAAAUUGAAUGUUUUACGGAAACCGCACAUCUUUAAUUCCAGUUUCUAUUGACUUUGGAUUAAAGGAGUCAAAAGA